Messenger RNA from Paralichthys olivaceus (Japanese flounder), 2414 nucleotides. It is a transcript of the gene cdc14b, whose product is annotated as cell division cycle 14B. The record is from RefSeq and is a predicted model, not a curated record. NCBI's taxonomy places the organism in Eukaryota, Metazoa, Chordata, Actinopteri, Pleuronectiformes, Paralichthyidae. Gene Ontology annotation, biological process: microtubule cytoskeleton organization; regulation of exit from mitosis; protein dephosphorylation. Gene Ontology annotation, molecular function: protein serine/threonine phosphatase activity; protein tyrosine/serine/threonine phosphatase activity; protein tyrosine phosphatase activity. Gene Ontology annotation, cellular component: spindle pole; mitotic spindle; cytoplasm.
UCACAGACGUCACCGACGCCGCCAGAGAGGUUGGAUCAGGCUACUGGGUCUGUGGUUGUCAACACAGAUACACAAACACAAUCAGCUGCACGGCGCCAGGACCAUGGCACAAUAACUCGGCGACAGAAACUGGGACAAUACGAGGCGCCGCACUGCGAGAGGGGAGGAGGAGGUGGGACUGUGCUGCAGCUGCACCACAAUGUGAAGCGAGGCUCUGAGGAGGAGAAAACAUGAAGCGCAAGAGCGAGAGGAGACGAGGGGAGUCGAGGAAGAAGCGGUGCGCAGCUCACCGCGGCUCAGAGGCGGAGCCCAACUCUGACAUGUACAUGGAGAUAACAGAUCAACUGUAUUUCGCCAUACUUCACCAGAAGAUCAAGAGCACCGCAGAGAGACACUGUUUCUGCAUAGACGAGGAGCUGGCGUAUGAGAACUUCUAUGCGGACUUUGGUCCCCUUAACCUGGCCAUGUUUUAUCGCUUCUGCUGCAAGCUGACAAAGAAGCUCAAGUCUAUUACGCUGUCAAAGAAGAAGAUCAUAUUUUAUACAUGUGGAGACCAGAAAAAACAGGCCAAUGCUGCUUACCUAAUAGGCUCAUAUGCGGUAAUGCAUCUAAACAUGAUGCCGGAGGAGGCCUACAGUCUGCUGGUUUCGAGGAAUUCAACAUACAUCCCAUUCAGAGAUGCCUCGUUUGGAAGCUGCAUGUACAACCUGAACAUCCUGGAUUGCCUCCGUGCCGUUCAAAAGGCUCUGCAGUACGGCUGGCUGGAUUUCUCCAACUUCGAUGUGGAGGAAUAUGAGCACUAUGAGAGAGCAGAAAAUGGAGACUUGAACUGGAUCAUUCCAGGGAAGUUCCUUGCGUUCAGCGGACCUCAUCCAAAAAGCAAAAUAGAGAAUGGGUAUCCUCUGCAUGCUCCCGAGGCCUACAUUCCUUAUUUCAGAAAACACAACAUCACCGCUAUUAUCCGCCUCAACAAGAAGAUGUACGAUGCCAGGCGAUUUACAGACUCCGGCUUUGAACACCACGACCUGUUCUUCGUGGACGGGAGUACACCGACCGACAGCAUCGUCAGGAAGUUCCUCAAUAUCUGUGAGAACGCAGAAGGAGCGAUAGCGGUCCACUGCAAAGCUGGUCUUGGGAGGACUGGUACUCUGAUUGGCUGCUAUAUGAUGAAACAUUACGGCCUGACUGCUGCAGAGGCCAUUGCCUGGAUACGGAUCUGCCGGCCAGGGUCCGUCAUCGGGCCUCAGCAGAACUUUGUUGAAGAGAAGCAAAACAAUUUAUGGGCAGAGGGAGAAAUUUUCCGAGAGAAGAUGCUCAACGAACGAGAGAACGGCAAGAUGGCUGUCACAAGGAUCCUGUCUGGAGUGGACGACAUAACCAUAAACGGCAGCAACAAAAACAGGGCAACCAAGAAAGAAGAAAUGGAUUUGUAUAAUGAUGAGGAGGAGAGAAAUGGCCUCACACAGGGUGAUAAACUGCGAGCACUGAAGAGCAAGAGGCAGGCCAGGUCGUCCUCAGGCUCACUAUCACAGGAGGAGAAUAAGAUUCACACCAGGUCGUCAUCACAGUCCCUGAGGUCCAUCUUACAGGCCAGUGUUCAGGGCUGUAAGACCAACCCCAUGUCUCUGUCUGACCACUCAGACAGCAGGAAGAGAACCAGAACCUCACUGCCAGCCAACAGUGUAGGAGGAAGACGCACUGCCUCCCAAGGACGUAAAACUCGCAGGUCUUUGAAAUCAAUUCGAUUUUCCAGGCUAUGUCACUCCAUACCCAAAGCUAGAGCUCCUCUACUUCGGUGAACCUGUGGAUCUGCAAAGCCUGAUGAACUUUACAUGAAAUCCUUUGUAUACAGCAGAACUAGUUUGUUGGAACAAACUUUAACCGAAGUGAUGUCAGCAUUUUAGAUUGUUUUUUUAUUCCAAGUCAUUUUCGCCUGAAGGCACUUUGUUUUUAUAAUUUUAACAGCAUCAUGAGACAAACUGUUUUAAUCAUUGCCUGGUUGUUCCUAUACUUUUAAAGCAUGCAGUAGCAAACAUCAGAUUGAAAUAUAUCUAUAUGACCGGCAUGUGAAUGUGUGAAUUCAAGAGAUUUCCUCCAGAAUACACACUGUACAGCAGAUAUUCUGCUUUUUAAAGAUGGAUGCCUCACACAAUACAGUACUGUGCACAUUUGUACCAUUGUUCAAUAUCUGGCUCGUCUUUUAUCCCAUCAUGUACUACAAGCUUUUCAGUACUGUAAAUGUGUGAUCAUUUGAUAUACUCAGUUUGUAUUUUGUAAAUAUUUUUGUACUAUGUUUGAAUCAUGCUAUAAAAACUCAAGGGUCCUAAAGGGGCCUUUAUCUAACUCAUGCUCAUAAUCCACAACAUAAGUUUGCUCACAGCACAGAAUUGGACAUUUUAAAUAAAAUUUUACCC